Messenger RNA from Thunnus maccoyii (southern bluefin tuna), 4084 nucleotides. RefSeq names its product Rho guanine nucleotide exchange factor (GEF) 3 (gene arhgef3). Gene Ontology annotation, biological process: intracellular signal transduction; positive regulation of Rho protein signal transduction. The record is from RefSeq and is a predicted model, not a curated record. Gene Ontology annotation, molecular function: guanyl-nucleotide exchange factor activity. NCBI's taxonomy places the organism in Eukaryota, Metazoa, Chordata, Actinopteri, Scombriformes, Scombridae. The transcript is spliced from 11 exons. Bases 820 to 2889 code for a protein of 689 amino acids.
ACAAAAACAUUAACAAAAAAGCUAUGUGAAAUCCUGGAAUGAUGGCCAAAACUACAAAAAUAAGUAAUAACGGACCUUCCCGUAAGGUUUGGCUACCUGACAAAAAUAGUAUUCUGUUUAGUCGUCACUUUUCGUAAGACAGGGGCGGAUUUUUUUUUUCUGUAGGAUUUUUGUAAACCGCAGUUAAUAGUCUUCUCCUGUCUACUUCUGGUGUCAUAGUGUCUCCUGUAGCUCCUAAUUAUAGCGGCAGCUUGUUUCCCCCGACGACCGUCACUUCCUGUUUGUCCAAUGGGAACUGAGUGGACACACACACACACACAUACACACACACACACACACACAAUGUGAAGGAUUCUUGAGGGUCUGUAGAUCCACUCAGAGAGGAGGUGAAGCUGAAGAAGUUUAGAUUGUGACUGAGGAGGCGGAGGAGAGCAGGAGAAAAGAAGAAGGUAGAAAACAGGAGGUGAAGAGAAGGAGUGAUAAAAGAGGAGAAAAACAAGUUCGGAGUAACGCCGGAGAAACUGAAUGAGGAGGUGAAGAGAAGGAGAGCAGAAAAGAAAAGUCGAGUUGAGAAACAACAAGAAAAGGGAAAAAGGGGGAAAAAGCGAUGUGACUGUGAAGGAGGUGAUUGAAAGGAGGAGAGAGGAAUCAAAAAAAGGGAAAGAAAAAUUGAUUGCAGAUGUGAGGAGGAGAAAAGAGAGGACCUCUGAUGUGACUUUGGGAUAAAAACAAAGUGACCUGGAGGAAGAGGAGCAGCAGAUGUGACUGCGGAGAAUUAAUUAACACUCGAACUGUGUUUGAGGAGCAGAUCUGAUCCUGAUGAUGGGCUGCUGUCUGUUUGUUUACUAUCGGAAGAAGAGGAAGCAAGCCAGCAGAGAUGCCGACUCCCUCAGUCUCUGCAGUCUGGACAUCAACGAGCCCAGCACCAAACGCAGUAAACCUGUAUCCAGGGUGACGUCUCUGGCCAGCCUGCUGCCGCCCGUCAAGACCGCACCGCUGAAGAGGAUUGGUCAGACGCUGCAGCGCACCAUCAGUUUUCGCAACGAGAGUCGGACUGAGAGAGCCGCUCCCCCCCCCCCUUCCUCCUCAACAAUGAAGACUCGUGUUAUCUCGGCGACAGUCUCCAACCCUUCCUCCUCCAUGACGGCAACACGGGUUUCCACAGCAACAGCCCCAGCCGCCAAGCGCCGUGACAGCAAACUUUGGAGCGAGACGUUUGACGUCCGACUGGGAGCAACACAAACUCUGAGCCCAAAAGAGAUAAAACGACAAGAGGCUAUAUUUGAGUUGGCUCAGGGCGAACAAGACUUGGUGGAGGACCUCAAGCUGGCGAAGAAGGCCUACCAUGACCCAAUGCUGAAGCUGUCAAUCAUGACUGAGCAGGAGCUGAACCAGAUCUUUGGUACUCUGGACUCACUGAUACCCCUGCAUGAAGACCUCCUGAGUCGCCUCCGUGACGCCAGAAAACCUGACGGGUCCACAGAACAUGUGGGACACAUCCUGACUGACUGGCUGCCCUGUCUCUCCUCCUACACUCCAUACUGCAGUAACCAGGUGAAGGCUAAAUCCUUGUUGGACCAGAAGAAGCAGGAUCGUCGGGUUCAGGACUUCUUGCAGCGCUGCCUCCAAUCGCCCUUUAGCAGGAAGUUGGACUUGUGGAACUUCCUGGACAUCCCCCGCAGUCGGCUGGUGAAAUACCCACUACUGCUCAGGGAGAUCCUGAAGCACACGCCCAAUGACCACCCGGAUCGGCAGCACCUGGACGAGGCGAUGUUGAUGGUUCAGAGUGUGGUGGCGGACAUCAACAGGCGGACGGGGGAGUCUGAGUGUCAGUACUACAAGGAUCGUCUGUUGUACACGGAGGACGGAAUGAAGGACGGACUCAUUGAUCGGUCCCGGACCCUCAGCUGUCACGGAGAACUGAAGAACAACAGAGGACUCAAGCUCCAUGUGUUCCUGUUCCAGGAUGUCCUGGUCAUCACCAGGUCCCUCUCACCAAACGACCAGCCAGUCAGCUACCAGCUCUGCCGCCAGCCAAUCCCCAUCCGGCAGCUGGACUUGGAGGACCUAUCAGACGGAGAGAUGAGAGUGGGCGGGUCCAUCAGAGGAGCCUUCAGCAACAAUGAGCGGACAAAGAACUUCUUUCGGGUUUCAUACCGUACUGGAGGUCAGCUGCAGACCCACUGCUUCCAGGCCAGCGACGCCUUCAACAAACAGCAAUGGAUCAACUGCAUCAGACAAGCCAAGGAAGCUGCAGCGCUGACUGGGGAUCAGCCGCCACAGACGGGACAGUGUCUGGAGACGGGUCUGGGCGGAGAGAUAGGGCCGCUUAGUGAAACGGGUCUGAGUUUGAGCGGAGAUUCAGGGAUCGAAACUGAAAAAAGUACGUGGGCGGAGAUGAAGACAGGGCUUGGUUUUGAAGAAGAGGUAGGUCUGAGCGGAGAAAAAGAUGACGAUUUGGGUAAAGAGGCGGGGGUGGGUUUGAUUCUAGAGACAGUGACUAGUAGGGAGGUGGAGACAGGUGUUGAUGAUGGGACGGGGCCGGAGUUAGAUGGAGAAACAGGGAUGAACGGUGAUACGAGGCUGGCGAUCAGUGAGACAGAGAUGGGUGUGGAAAUGGAGGCAGGGCAGGAUGUCGACGGUGAGACGGGGGCAGACCUGAGGAUGAAGAUGGAUGGAGGAGAGGGAGGAGAAGGAGAUGAAGAGACUCUUAGCGGAGGUGCUAAUGAUGUUCCCGCCUCCCUUCCUUCUUCUGCUUCUCCCUGUCAAAAGGAGGAAGAAGAAGUGAUGGAGGAAGAGCGGAGCGGCGCACAGGAGGAAGAAGAGGUCGUCAUGGACACCGGCGAGGUUGACUCACUGCAGGGCGAGGAGCUGACCCUCAGAUGCUGAUGCUGCGACGACACGCUGACGGACUGGCGCUGCAGCCAAUCAAACCUCUGAUCCCAUGAUGAUGUCACUGAACAGGACAAAGUCAAAGAACGUCAACAGUUAAACAAACUUGUCAAGACUCAUUAACUGCUGUAUCCUGACCACCGCUAACCAUGGCAACCACUUUGUUCCGGAUUGCCACGGUAACAGAACGGAACACUGGCCCCACGUGACUGUUGUAACUAAGAUAAUUGGAUACUGUGUUUCAAGAUGGUGCCCUAUUCAUUCCAAUGAAAGACUUCCUCUGGCUUUCCUUUUUUUGGGGGCCCAUAGAGCAACCUCCUGCCGACUCCGCACACACCAAUUUAUUUACUUAUUUACUGUUUCGGCUCUUCAAGGCUGUAAUUUUUAACUGACCUAAUUGCCCAAAUUGUGAUAAUACAAAAAAACUGAAGUCAGACUGUGAUGCUCCAGAGAGAAAAAGACUGAUUGAUUUGCAGCCUUUAAUAAUGCCAAUAGGCUUGUUUGUGAUGCUCAUGUGUAUGGGGGAAAAAUCUUUUUGGUUCCAGCGGGUGUCACAUAACAGCUCCAGCUCCAACUGUGCCACUAUGCCAAAAAAUGCCUCACAGCCCAACACUGUUCCUGGGGACUUGACCUUUUGUCAUGUAACUACAGUAUGAGUACCACUGUGGUCUGUGUCAGUAGCACCAUGUUACUAUGGUAAUAACAGUGCACCAGAUUAGAGAGUGAUAGUUUUUUCUUUGCUUGUUUGAUCCCAGUUUACUUCAUCCUAACAUUAGUUCACAUGUAUUUUGCACUGGAUGAGUCUUUGGACAUACUCUGCCGCCAGUAGUCUUGGCCUUUGUACGAGGCUGUCACCUUGUACAAAGGUGUAAAAGUAUUUUCACAACUGUUAGGUGAUUAGGCUGUUAAAGUUACCCUUUGGAGUCUGUGGCCACUGCUGGCACUAAGAGCAGAUUUCAUGUUCUGUUCUAGCAUGUACACACAAUCAUACAUGUAUAUGCCUGUUACGUAAUACACAAUCUUGCUGAUGGUUUCAAGCUAUUCAGUGAACCAUGAAAGGUAGCAAUGUGUCAGCAAAAGGCAGGCGGUGGAGGAGAACUGCUAAUUAAUGUAAACAUGCACAGAAAUAUCACAGGUUUCAAAAUAUUUUUUAAAAUCACCUUUGCAAAUGUUUUUAGAUGAAGGAAAUACA